This is a messenger RNA of Colletotrichum truncatum, 1977 nucleotides long. Its product is annotated as ATP-grasp superfamily protein. The record is from RefSeq and is a predicted model, not a curated record. Gene Ontology annotation, molecular function: metal ion binding; ATP binding. NCBI's taxonomy places the organism in Eukaryota, Fungi, Ascomycota, Sordariomycetes, Glomerellales, Glomerellaceae.
AUGACCGGCCUGGAGUGGAACCUCGUACUGAAGAACAGCGAGAAACAGGUCAUCCUGCAAGCCACAGCGACAACUGUCAGAACUGCUACCUCGGGAGCUGGACAGCGCCACUGGUGCUUGGAUCUUGAGGCUGUUUCUGAACAGCUUCCUAGAGAUAGUUCUUUCGUCAUCGAUUUGGACGAGACCAAUAUCGCUGCCAGUUUGCUGCGAAACCUGAUCCACCAAGACUCCCGCCAUGCCACCAUCCUCAGGCUGGUUUUCUCCAGUGAUUCUGGUACCGUGAUCAGGCCAGAUUUCAUCACGUACAGGCUUCACGGCUACGAUGAUAUCCAGCUUGCUGUGGGAUUCCUCGACCCAUUGUCACCAGUGGCAGCGACGAAUCCAGACCAAGCAAUCAACGUCAAGACAAAGGAUGACUUUCUUUCCCUCCUUCAAAACGCUGUUGGCGGUGCCACUGCCCGGGCCAGUAAACCCGAAGACACUACCCUGAACCUUCGCGCCCGCCUAGACGAGGAAUUUGCCAAACGCCUCUCAAUCCCUUGGACUGUCCCUCAGCCCCUCACUCAGAAACGCGUAUUCUGGGUCCAAGGCCGCGCGAAUAUCGAAGCUAGCCAGCAGUUUUACAAGGCCGCCCGCGCGCUUGGCAUCACUCUUGUCGUCCUCGACGAACCGGGUCACUGGCUUGAAGACAACAGCGGCCCACAUGCGCACUAUCGUGAGGCAUUCAUUCCUAUAGGCAUUGCGGGCGACGAGGGCCUCACUCAACGUGUCGUGGAAGCCGUGCGGGCGUAUCCACACCCCGUUCAUGGUGUCGUGUGCAUCAGUGAUGUGAGGCUGCCGCUUGUUGCGCGGGCGUGCGAGAUCUUGGGACUACCUACCUCUAGUUCUACGGCGUAUGCCAACGCGGGGAAUAAGGGUGCCUCAAGGGAGAUUGAGUCUGCUGCGUCUGGACAGGAAGACGGCUUUGUAUUACAUGCAGUACAGGACCUUGAAACGGUACUGGCGGAGAGGGGGGGAAAGCUUACUUAUCCUCUGAUCGUCAAGCCUUGUACUGGCUGGAAUAGUGACUGCGUCGUCAAAGUGCGUAACGAGGACGAGUUGCGAGCAGCUGUGCUUCGGGCGUCAGAGAGACAUGCGUCGUCGGCAGCAAGGAGUACGAGCGUAGUGAUUGAGCCGUACAUUGACGGGCCCGAGGUGGAUGCUAACUUCAUCGUGCUGAACGGAGACGUGCUCUUCUGCGAUGUUACAGACGACUUUCCUUGCUCCGCCGACCUGCCAGAGACAGAAGGUACUAAGGCUGCCAACUUCAUGGAGACGCUCAUGGACGUCCCAUCAGCGCUGCCAGAUGAGGAGAAGGUCAUGAUGCGGAACUCACUUGCUGGAAGCAUCGCCCGGCUCGGGUUCCAGUCUGGUGUAUUCCACUGCGAAGCCAGGGUUCGCGAUUCGCGAGGGUACUAUGCCAUUGAUCCCACCGAUGACAUUCUUGACUUGAAACUCCUAGAAACUGCCCCUUCGAAAGCUGCGUCUUGCUUCUUGCACGAAGUCAAUGCGCGUCCGCCCGGUUACAUCAACUGUGUCGCAGCUUUACUCGCUCACGGCGUCGACUACUACGCUGUGCGUCUCUUACUAAGCCUCGGUUCGGAGGAGGAUGCGCGUGUGAAGGCUUUAUCUCAGCCAUUUCUCCAUGGAAAACCACAAUACAUUUUGGGAAUCUCGGUGUUGGCCCCUACGCGAUCAGGCAUCAUGGGGUCGGAGGACGCUGUGCGAGACUUUCUCGAGGCGAACCAGGACCUCAAACGACAUGUCGUGCACUUCCAAACGGUCAAGGAGAAAGGAGAAUGGGUACAUGGCCCAGACUCAAGCGAACUGUGGUGCGUGGGGUAUGUAAUCGUUGUGAGCAAGGAAGGUCGUAGGGAAUGUCUGAAGCUAGAUCGAGAGGUUAGGAAGCGGUUUGACUACAUACUACAGGAUGAAUAG